Prunus armeniaca (apricot) is the source of this 393-nucleotide messenger RNA. Lineage: Eukaryota; Viridiplantae; Streptophyta; Magnoliopsida; Rosales; Rosaceae. The record is from the annotation of a GenBank genome assembly.
AUGCUGAGUCACAGGCAGCGCCUCGGAAAGCGAAAGCACGGACGAGCCACAUGCAGGGAAACUUGCACGUGUGGUUCUGGCCGGGGACCCCGGUAUACUGUACUAAUAUGUGUAGGUCCCCGUAAUUCGAGUGAGAUUGUCAUGGCGCAAAAGCAGAUAUGGUCCGGUAUUCCCCUGUUCCCUGUAUUGGUUAUGUUCUUCAUUUCUCGUCUAGCAGAAACUAAUCGAGCUCCGUUUGAUCUCCCAGAAGCGGAAGCUGAAUCAGUUGCAGGCUAUAAUGUAGAAUAUGCGCGGGAUGCGAUCCUUAAUAGUCCACUGUUGGCGGAAGCCAAUGUCCCGGGGUCCCGGGGACUCAUUCUGACUGAAACAAGGGGUGGGUCUUUACCAACUUAA